AUGGUUGGGGGCGUUGGCUACCUCCUGUACAGCGUUGAGGGCGGGGCGCUGAUGAAGUGGGCCGUUUCUCCGCUGGCAGACCCGUUUCAGGUCGGCAGCGUGGCCGCUGACGUGUAUGGCGAGGUCACGUGCAUGAUCCCUCGCCUAUGCGGCAAGAAGAACAGGCGAUUGAUUGUGGGCACAUCCAAAGGCGUGAUGAUGGAGUUGGUGCCCGGUAUUCCCACACCCGUCUGGUCCUGCCGCCGCCACAGCACUGCCAUCACGGGCCUCACGCUUGCGAAGCGGGGCCGGCGACCGUGCCUGGUGAGCGGCGACACAUACGGCAACGUGCUCGUCACGCCACUCCGCGACACCGCUGCCGAGGCAGAAUGCCUCGUGUGUCUGUCGGAGAAGCCCAUACGAAACGGCGUUGGCCGGGAGAAUGGGACGGGCGCCCUGUGUGCGAAGUGUGUUCGCUUGUCCGCCGCGUCGCCAGUGGGGACGAGUAGCCGCAGCAGCCCGUGCUCACACGCCAGCACCGGCGCCUUUGACGCGUCCUGUGAACCGUGCUGCCUACGACGUCGCAGGGAGGUGUGGGCGAAUUACGAGCACGUGGAGAAUGCACAAACAACCAAGUGCAGAGAGUGCAGUGCCAGCAUCCUGCGGGCACACCCGUUUCAGCUCUGCACCGACUGUCUCGAACUUGUCAGGAAACAGCCCCCCAUUGGCAAGGCCGACGGGUGCGCCGGCAGCUGCGACCUCAAGCAGCGGUGUGGCGCCUGCCACGAGCGAUCGCUUGCAGCAGUUGUCCGCGCCAACAAGCGCGCAGUGCCCGAGCCGCCGCCGUCGUACACACUGCACCGCCUCUCUGGUCGCAUCGCGGGCCUGGACCGCCACCGCAUGGACAAGGUCGUGAUUGGCGUGGGUGUGGCAGACGCAGCGGAGAGGACGGUGCUGGUGUGGCGCCUGACAGAGACGAAGCCCAUGGCCACGGCGCUGCCACCGAUGACGCGGGCUGUGAAGGACCUGCGGGUGUGCGGCGGCAGGCUGUUUGUCCAUUUUGCUGACUCGGCUGCUGUGGAGGUGUAUCGGGUACAGGAGGAGAGCGGGGCAAGUCAGUACACAGCAGCACUGCUUGCAACGUUGCAGGCUGCAGGCGCACAGGCUGUUCCCAGCGCCAUGGCAGCUGUUGGUGUUGGCAGGAAAGCACGCGUGUGCAUCGGAUACACGGAUGGAACAGUACAGGCGCGGGCUGUCAACGACAACACGGCAGUGCCCGAUCUGCUGUUCCCACAACAGGUGUCACCUCCGUCAUCACCCGAAGCACCAGCGCCGCACGCUGCAACAGCGAACGCGCCAGCAGCCGUGGCGAGCGCUGCGCCCACACAACCGCAGCAAGAGGACGAGGGCAAACACAAUGGAGGAACAGCAGAAGGAGAGGGGCGACAAGGGGAUGAAGAUGAAGCGGAUGAAGGAGAGCGAGAUGGUGGUGAGGGAGAGGGUGAUGGAGAGGGUGCGGAGGCUGUUGAGGCGAGCGACGAAGCAGACGCCUGUGCUGUUCAGCAGCAAGGGGCACAGCAGCAGCAGGACGAGGAACAGCAGCAGGAGGACGAGGAACAACAACAGGAGGAAGAGGAACAGCAACAAGAAGAAGAGCAGCAGCAGGAGCCAGCUGUGAUGGUCGAGGACGAUGAUGUGGAAUCGGUGCAUGAGGGCGACGCGAGGCAGAGGAAGACAGCGCAGGGUCAGACGCGCAAGGCAUCAAAAGCAACAGCGACAGCAACAUCAUCGUCACGGGCCAAGCGCGCACCGACACGCUCACGGCGCAGGAAGAAGAAGGCGAGUGCACACAACAUGCAGUGGCGGUUUGCACCGAACAUCGAGGGCGACCCAGCGCUGAUGCAGGAGGCCCUGCGCGAAUCUGACGAGUACUUUCUUGGCCUGGACGGCGCGCCGAUGACGACGCGACGCGUGAACGGGCGGGAGAUGCUCACGUGUGAUUUGAUCACGUGCAAGGGCGUGUUCCCCAACGAGAAGGCCCUUGAGGAGCACUGUCGUCGGUUUGACCACUCUGCCGCGCUCGCGCCGCUGAAGCGCGACACCAUCAACGCCCGGCGUACGCUUCGUCUCGGGUUUGGCGCCACAGAUGCAGAGAUCAAGCAGCGGAUUCGAAAGCUGCGCCUUCGAUGGCACCCGGACAAGAACCAGAAUCCAAACGCAAGCGCCAUCAUGGCCGUGUUCAACAACGCGUACCGCGAGCUCAACCAGCCAUAG
Messenger RNA from Salpingoeca rosetta, 2253 nucleotides. RefSeq lists its product as uncharacterized. Lineage: Eukaryota; Choanoflagellata; Craspedida; Salpingoecidae. The transcript is spliced from 6 exons. The coding region runs from base 1 to 2253 and encodes 750 amino acids. The record is from RefSeq and is a predicted model, not a curated record.